Molecule: messenger RNA, 531 nt
Organism: Ruditapes philippinarum (Manila clam)
Lineage: Eukaryota; Metazoa; Mollusca; Bivalvia; Venerida; Veneridae
Exons: 6
Coding region: 1-531 (176 amino acids)
Source: RefSeq, a predicted model, not a curated record
AUGAGUAAAGUAUGCGACGGAUUUGUAGACUGCCCAGGACGAUUAAAGUCUGAUGAGAGCGGUUGCGAACAUGUAAUGGUGAAAGAAAAUUGUGAACAGUGGUAUGCAGAUGGUUUUCGUCAAUCAGGCACAUACAUAAUUGACCUUGCAAAGAAACUCGCCGAUGGAGACAACGACGGCUCGUUUACAGUGGAAUGUGAAUUUGAUGAGGCCUCAGGCAUCAUUUCAACAGUACUCCAUCAUACCAAUGAAGCCUCUGUCCGCCUGAAAGAAUUAUUGGAAACCUACCAUCUGGAGUAUAAUUCGGCAAUAAAAAGUACACUGAAUCCAAACCAGAACCUUGUAGGUAUCAUGGCAAGCUUUGGUUCAAAGUGUUUACAAAAGAUUGAGGUGGAGUGUUUUCAGGCACCUGACAUAGACGAUGACAUUAGAAUCAUUGGGUAUGAUGGGGUUCCGCAUACAUCAUGUCGUCCCUAUAGACAAGAUUGUCUAAAUAAAGACGGAAUCCCAAUGUGUAACGUGACCCGGUAA